Molecule: messenger RNA, 1674 nt
Organism: Penicillium chermesinum
Lineage: Eukaryota; Fungi; Ascomycota; Eurotiomycetes; Eurotiales; Aspergillaceae
Exons: 3
Coding region: 1-1674 (557 amino acids)
Biological process (GO): protein neddylation
Cellular component (GO): cytoplasm
Molecular function (GO): NEDD8 activating enzyme activity
Source: RefSeq, a predicted model, not a curated record
AUGGCCAGCUCAUUCCUCGGGGCACACGCCGGUCCAACAUCUAAGGAGCGCAAAUAUGACCGACAACUCCGGCUGUGGGCAGCGACUGGCCAGCAGGCCCUUGAAGAUGCCCGAGUGCUACUGGUGAAUUCAGAUGGUGCCCUGGGAUCAAGUGGCGUCGGUGUCACCGGCGUUGCUGGUGUGGAGGCGCUGAAGAACCUCGUUCUGCCUGGUGUGGGUGGAUUCACCAUCGUAGACCCGGAAACCGUCACUGAGGCCGAUCUGGGGGAAGUUUCUCUGGGAAAGUCGCGCGCCGAUGAAACAUGCCGUCUCCUACGAGAGCUGAAUCCCGACGUGCAGGGAUAUUCUUACUCAAAGCCCAUUUCAAGUCUCCUCAAAGAUGAUGAUUUUCUGCCACGCUACAACCUGGUGGUCAUUUCUGGUCCCACGAAGCGCUCAACGCUGGAUCCUCUGAUUCAAAAGUGCCAAGGGCUGGAUAUCCCUGUGCUAUACACGCACUCUGUCGGAUUCACUGCAUCCUUCUCACUACAGCUACCGAAAGAGUUCCCAAUUGUUGAGACCCAUCCUGACCCAGAGUCGACCCAAGACCUGCGUCUCUUGAAUCCAUGGCCGGAACUGGCAGCCGCAGCCAAAGCACUCGGCGACAUAAGCAUUCUAGAUGACCACCAGCACGGUCACAUUCCCUACAUUUUCAUCCUCCUCCAUUUCCUCGAACAUUGGAAGCAGACGCAUGGCGGAAAUCCACCGGCCAAUUAUAAAGAAAAGACAGAGUUCCGCGCCCUCGUCCGCUCUGGCGCCCGCACCGACAACGCCGAAGGCGGCGAGGAGAACUUUGACGAAGCCGCCGCGGCCGUGGUGAAAACCAUCUCGCCAUUUAGUCUCCGCAGCUCAAUCCGCGAGAUCUUCGAAAUGGAGCAGUGCCAGCGCUUGACCGCCCGCUCGGCCGAUUUCUGGGUCAUCGCCGCCGCCAUCCACGCUUUCUACACCAGGCACGACCUGUUGCCUCUCCCGGGCUCUCUCCCCGACAUGAAAGCGCAGUCCGCCGAUUACGUUGCGCUGCAGAACUUAUACAAAGACAAGGCACGCAAGGACGUGGAGGAAGUGACUGCGACGGUGCGCCAACUAGAAGCCCAGCUGGGCCGGACCAGACCGAUUCUCGAUCGGGAAGUAGAAGUUUUCUGCAAGAACGCGGCGCAUAUCAAGGUGGUCCGGGGUCGGGAAAUCCCGCAGCUCAACUGGCCGGUCGACAAGGGAACACUGAAAGCGCUGCGUAGCAGUCUCGAUAUGCCAGAUAGCACGGCGUCAUUCUUCGUGGCGCACCAGAUCCUCGAUGCAGUCGUCAACGAUAUCCAAGAGUCGUGGCAGGGGGGCCAUGCCCAGUCCAUCGACGACGAUGCCCUGUGGGCGUCGCAUGAACAGCGGGUGCUGGAGACUUUGGUACGUGACGAAGAGACGCCACUCUCCGAGGAGGCUGUCGCGGGUAUCAAGAAUGCUAUCCAGGAAGUGCGCCGGGCCCAGGGAGGGGAAUUACACAAUAUAUCUUCGCUAGUGGGCGGUUUGGUCGCGCAGGAGGCGCUCAAGGUCCUCACAAGACAAUAUGUGCCAUUGGACAACACUUGUGUUUAUGACGGCGCCAAGGGCGGAGCGAGAUGCUGCGUCUGUGAUGGACACUAG